CAAGGUCCAACUUACUGGACGCAUUGAGCCCCUAGCUUGUGCAGAAAAGCAGUAGAUUUUAUGCAAUGAAUCUGUUUUUUCUAAACAUUGCAAUAUAAUAACGCUAUACAUACAGGUUUUGUUUUGCUUUUGCAGUUUUGCAAUGUCGACGUUGGGAACGAGUUAUUACGUUGAAUCGCCUCUUCUCUCCGAGCAGGAAGAUAUGGCACCGAGGUACUCCUCCGCUGCAGGGGUGGAGCAGGCGAUGCUCACCGAAUAUGGCGGACCGGAAUCUUUCCCUUUGCAGGCCAAAUCUUCUAUUUUUGGUGGAUCUUGGAGUCCCAUCUCGGCCCACCCUCCAAACACAGCCACUCCGACCUAUAUACAUCACCACUACACGAGCGGGGACAGCGAUGGCAUGUUUACGCGAUCCUGGGCAUUGGAUCCGGUCUCUGCGUCGCUGUGUUUGACGGGAUUACCAUCAACAGCCAUCCAUUAUGAGAUAAAACCCGAGCCUCUGAUUGGGAUUGCUGAAUGUACAACUUUGGAGACGCACACACCUCUUUUGUCUGACAUUGAAAAUGGAGCUUCCCUUGCGGAGAUUCCCUGCGAAGCGUCUGAAUUAACCACUGAAGAGAAACCGCCAGCAGACACGAACAAGACGGAGAUAGAUGCAAACAACCCAACGUCCAACUGGCUGCACGCGAAGCCCACCAGAAAAAAGCGUUGUCCGUAUACAAAGCAUCAGCUCCUCGAACUGGAAAAGGAGUUUCUGUUUAACAUGUAUCUGCCCCGGGAUCGCAGAUACGAGGUCGCGAGGGUCCUGAGUUUGACCGAGAGACAGGUGAAGAUCUGGUUUCAGAACCGCAGGAUGAAGAUGAAGAAAGACAACAAAGACCAGCGGAGACACAGUUAA
This is a messenger RNA of Pseudoliparis swirei, 895 nucleotides long. It is a transcript of the gene hoxa9b, whose product is annotated as homeobox A9b. The record is from RefSeq and is a predicted model, not a curated record. The coding region runs from base 143 to 895 and encodes 250 amino acids. Gene Ontology annotation, biological process: regulation of transcription by RNA polymerase II; DNA-templated transcription; embryonic skeletal system morphogenesis. NCBI's taxonomy places the organism in Eukaryota, Metazoa, Chordata, Actinopteri, Perciformes, Liparidae. The transcript has 2 exons. Gene Ontology annotation, molecular function: DNA-binding transcription factor activity, RNA polymerase II-specific; RNA polymerase II cis-regulatory region sequence-specific DNA binding. Gene Ontology annotation, cellular component: nucleus.